CCCUUUCAUAAAAUAUAAAAAUCAUGGGGAAGAAACUCAUCAGUCAAAUAGCCUCCACAAAAAUAUCUAAGAAUGAAAAGAAAAACCUCAACAGUUUGAUCAAGAUUUUGAAGCCUAAAGUUUACAUCACAGAUGCAUCAAACUUCAAGAGGCUGGUGCAAGAUUUGACCGGCAACCGGGAUUCCAUCAUGCCUAGUUAUUAUGUCCCUCCAUCAAUCCCGAAACCAGUCAUCAGCAGCAGGCAAGUUCCUGCUGUUGUUGUAGAUAUUGAUGAUGAAGACGAUGAUCAUCACCGUCAUGAUCAUGCAACACCUUAUCGAGAACACAGCUUUGAUUCAUCGGUCGAAUCAUCGGAAGCUAGCAUGCUGACAUCUUUUAAUACUAGUCCAGCAGAAAGUCCACAGGAGUUGGAUGCAACAUUGUUUGAAAGGGAUUUGGCAAGCCAUAAGGCGGUGGAUUUACCGGUAUAUGGGGAUAUAGAGUCAUGGCUUAUGGAGAUUGAUUCUUAUAAUUAUCAACUUAGUAAUAGUACUAUUCCUGCGUAUCACCAACAGGUUGGUGGUGAUCAUCUCCAUGACUACAACAACUAUGAUUUCUCCGAACUGAUGAUAUGAUCCUCAUGAAUUCAUGAUCAUAGACUUCUUUAGUUCUUUGUCUCACUCGGAUUUAUGGGACUAAUUAAUUCUCUGGCUUUUGGCUUGUUGAUGUAAAUUUCUUGUCGAUGGUUUAAGGGAGAGGGUGUUACUCUUGUAUAUCAUAUGGUGCUAUGAUUUCGGGUGAGUGAAAAUAAUUAAUCAGAUAUUGUAUACUUUGUAGGAUGUUCAUAUAUAUAUAUAUAUAUAUAU
This is a messenger RNA of Oldenlandia corymbosa var. corymbosa, 845 nucleotides long. Lineage: Eukaryota; Viridiplantae; Streptophyta; Magnoliopsida; Gentianales; Rubiaceae. The record is from the annotation of a GenBank genome assembly.